This is a messenger RNA of Tachyglossus aculeatus (Australian echidna), 3533 nucleotides long. It is a transcript of the gene MGAT5, whose product is annotated as alpha-1,6-mannosylglycoprotein 6-beta-N-acetylglucosaminyltransferase. Gene Ontology annotation, biological process: protein N-linked glycosylation. Lineage: Eukaryota; Metazoa; Chordata; Mammalia; Monotremata; Tachyglossidae. Gene Ontology annotation, cellular component: Golgi apparatus. Gene Ontology annotation, molecular function: alpha-1,6-mannosylglycoprotein 6-beta-N-acetylglucosaminyltransferase activity. The coding region runs from base 267 to 2495 and encodes 742 amino acids. The record is from RefSeq and is a predicted model, not a curated record. The transcript is spliced from 17 exons.
GCUCCCGCCAGGCAGGGACCGCGGAGGAUCGGCUUCUCCCCGAGCGGCGGCGGCGGCUGCGGCUGAACGAGAGGCCGCCGGCGAGCAGGGUGGAUCUGGACGGCGGAAAUGAGCUCAGCCAAGAGCCGGUGCAAGACUGAUGGCCGGGUCAUGGACAAGGCCAUGAGUCAGCCCCUGCAGUGGCUCCUGCUCCUCCUCUUCCUCCUCCUCCUCAUCCUCCUCAUCCUCCUCCUCUGAGUGAUCUGGGUCUGACCCCGGCAGCAGCCAUGGCGUUCUUCACCCCCUGGAAACUCUCCUCCCAGAAGCUGGGUUUUUUCCUGGUGACUUUUGGCUUCAUCUGGGGAAUGAUGCUUCUGCAUUUCACCAUCCAGCAGCGAACUCAGCACGAGAGCAGCUCGGUGCUGCGCGAGCAGAUCCUGGACUUGAGCAAGCGCUACAUUAAGGCCCUGGCUGAAGAAAACAAGGAUGUGCUAGAUGGGCCGUACGUGGGGACAAUGACUGCGUAUGAUCUGAAGAAAACUCUUGCUGUCUUGUUGGAUAAUAUUCUGCAGCGAAUUGGCAAGUUGGAAUCCAAGGUGGACACUCUUGUGAUCAAUGGCACAGGGGCCAACUCCACCAAUGUCAGCACCACAGCUGUCCCCAGCUCAGGAGCAGUGGAGAAGCUUAACGUGGCAGAUCUCAUUAAUGGAGCCCAGGAGACAUGCGACUUGCCCCCUAUGGAUGGCUUCCCUCACUGUGAGGGGAAAAUCAAGUGGAUGCGAGAUAUGUGGCGAUCAGACCCCUGCUACGCAAGCUACGGCGUGGACGGCUCCACAUGCUCCUUCUUUAUUUACCUCAGUGAGGUGGAAAACUGGUGCCCUCGUUUACAGUGGAGAGCAAGGAACCCCAAUGAAGAAACGGAUCAGAAGGCAAUGGCGGAAAUCCAGACAGAUCUCGAUCAGCUCUACAGGACGAUGCAAAGGCAUGAGGAGUUCCGCUGGAUGGCGCUGAGGAUCCGGCGAAUGGCUGCGGCCUGGAUCGGAGCAGUCAAGUCCCUGGCUGAAAAGCAGAACCUGGGGAGGAGGAAACGGAAAAAGAUCCUCGUGCACUUGGGUCUCUUGACCAAAGAGUCCGGGUUCAAGAUCGCAGAGAACGCCUUCAGUGGGGGUCCGCUCGGUGAAUUGGUCCAGUGGAGCGACUUAAUUACCUCCCUCUACCUGCUGGGCCACAGCGUUAGGAUUUCCGCUUCCCUGGCUGAGCUCAAGGAGAUCAUGAAGAAGGUCGUAGGGAACAGGUCCGGAUGCCCUACCCAAGGGGACAAAGUGGUGGAGCUGAUUUACAUCGACAUUGUGGGACUCACGCAGUUCAAGAAAACCCUCGGUCCGUCCUGGGUCCACUACCAGUGCAUGCUGCGUGUGCUGGAUUCCUUCGGGACCGAGCCAGAGUUCAACCAUGCUCACUACGCCCAGGCGAAAGGUCACAAGACCCCAUGGGGGAAGUGGAACCUGAACCCACAGCAGUUUUACACCAUGUUCCCUCACACUCCGGACAACAGCUUCCUGGGAUUCGUGGUGGAGCAGCACCUGAACUCCAGUGACAUUCGACACAUUAAUGACAUCAAAAGACAGAAUCAGUCCCUGGUUUAUGGCAAGGUUGACAACUUCUGGAAAGAUAAGGAGAGUUACUUGGACAUCAUCCAUGCCUACACUGAAGUCCACGGGACUGUCCACGGGACAACCACCAUCCAUGUGCCCGGCUAUGUGAAAAACCACGGCAUUCUCAGUGGGCGGGACCUACAGUUUCUCCUCCGAGAAACCAAACUAUUUGUUGGGCUCGGGUUUCCCUACGAAGGACCAGCUCCCCUUGAGGCUAUCGCUAAUGGAUGUGCUUUCCUGAAUCUGAAAUUCAAUCCUCCAAAAAGCAGCAAAAACACUGAUUUUUUCAAAGGCAAGCCAACACUCCGAGAGCUGACAUCGCAGCACCCCUAUGCCGAAGUCUACAUCGGGCAGCCUCACGUCUGGACCGUCAACAUCAACAACCCCGUGGAGGUGGAGAAUGCAGUGAAAGCAAUUUUGAAUCAAAAGAUCGAGCCCUACAUGCCCUAUGAGUUCACCUGUGAGGGGAUGCUGCAGCGGAUGAACGCGUUCAUCGAGAAGCAGGAUUUCUGCCACGGGCAGGUCAUGUGGCCCCCGCUCAGUGCUCUGCAGGUCAAGCUGUCUGCCCCCGGGAAGUCAUGCAAGCGUGUGUGCCAGGAGAGUCAGCUCAUCUGCGAACCGUCCUUCUUCCAGCACCUGAACAAGGAACGGGACCUGCGGAGGUUUGAUGUGGACUGCCGCUCGGUGGAGUCCGCCAGCGACAUCACCGUCCCCUCGUUCGAUGUGCGGAGGAAGCACUGCGUGCUGCAGGGGGACCUGCUGCUGUUCAGCUGCGCGGGGGCCCACCCCACUGUCCACCGCGUCUGCCCCUGCAGGGACUACCGAAAGGGGCAGGUGGCCCUGUGCAGGGACUGCCUAUAGCCACUGCCGCCGUGGGGCCGAACGGGGCAGAGCCCGGGCCGGCGGGCCGGACAGGGCCCGGGCCGGAGGAUCGAAGCAGCCCCAGACUGUCUCGGCUCCUCACGGCCAGUGAAGGGGUCACAGGGAGGCCUGCCUCCGCAGAGCCCGCUCGGAGCCCGCUCGGCCACUGAAGGAACCGGACAGAGCUCGGACCGUGGAAAGGGUCGCGUCUGGGCAACGUCUGACCCUGAGACCUUUUUAAUAGGGAAGAGUGGGAGGGGUGGGCCGCCAACGUGGCUGUUCCUCUGCUGUCGAGAAUCAGAGUGCCCAGACGGGGCCGGAGAAUCACCUGCGGGCUCAAGUGCCCGCUGCGAACAGUGAAGGGAUCGGGGCCGAAAAUCAGAUCGAAAAUACGGGCAGGUGUGUUGCCGUGCCCUCCCAGGACCUCAGUGACUUUCUGAGUCUCAGCAAAUGCUCCCCGAGAACCGGCCCCUGUGCCCGCUGGGCCUGGCUCCGACAACGAAGCGUAGCGGCGGAUCCCUUGGGGCACCAGAUCCCUCAGCCACCUGUGUCUUUCACAUUUGCUCUGACCCCGUGGGCUGCCUGGCCCGUAGCAGCCCCAGGGGAGUCACCCUGGUACAGUUACCCUCUCCCCACUGCUACAAUAGCCGGCAUCUGCCCACUGUAGCACUGGGAGGGCAUUUGCCACCCUUUCCCUACCCGAUCGAUAGGUGCGGAACCAAGGGCCAGGUUAAGGGGAGAACCCUGGAGAACACAAACCUUGCCCACUGGCCCCUCAGCAUUGAAUGGGAGCCUGGUCAAACAGGGCAGACUGAGGCGGCAGCAGGUUCCAGCAUUUCUAGGAGGAGGCGCCACCCCCAACCCAUGAGAGGGGCCCAGUUGCCCAGGCAGGCAGAUUGACCUAUGGCCAGCCCCUUGCAGCGGAAUUGAGCCGGUGGCUUUGUGGGGCGUGCUUGAGGCAAGAACUAGAUGUCAGCUGGGCUGGCUGGGACCCUGGAGCUCUUCAGUGCUGACUUUACCAGGGUGGGGAACUGGGUA